Molecule: messenger RNA, 330 nt
Organism: Puccinia triticina
Lineage: Eukaryota; Fungi; Basidiomycota; Pucciniomycetes; Pucciniales; Pucciniaceae
Exons: 2
Coding region: 1-330 (109 amino acids)
Source: RefSeq, a predicted model, not a curated record
AUGUUCCCCAGUAUGCCCUUCCCGUUAAACGACUUGCUGUAUGAUGACGAGCUCGAACAUUUCGCCCUUAUGUACGCUCUCCUCUUCGAAGAAUCCGAGGAAGAUGAAGGCGAUGAGGACGAUGAGGGCGAUGAGGAACAUGAAGGCGAUGAAGACGACGAAGACGAUGGAGAUGAGGAGCAUGAUGAGGAGUUUGACGACGAAUUCGCUGAGGAAUUCGAGGAGGAAGAGGAUGGGAAGGCUGACUCCGACCGAGAGUGCACCAAGAAACCACUGGAUCUGACUUGGCUCUUCAAGAUGGACUUCUGCGCCAAGUUGUGCAGAGAAUAA